GAACUCCAGUUGCCAGAGUGGCAGACUACAUCAAUAAUUCACAAAUUUGCCAGCAAAUAGCUCCACUGACCUAAUUACACAGACAACAGGCCAGUCUGGUCUAUGCAGGUUAGGUUACAUUCUAUCGUGUAUAUUUCUUUGAAAUGGUAAAUGAAUAGUUCACUGAAAUAGUGUGAAGUUUAAUUACACCCUGUUUUAAUUUUAAUUAAGGAUAUAUAGGUGUAUGUUCUUUAACCUCUUUAACUUUCACAUCAUGUUUUGCUAAAAUACUUGAUCAACUGAUAUGUGAUAGAUUUUUAUUGUGUGCGUGCUAAUCUGUAUGUAAGAGAGAUUAAGGACUACUUAUACCCCUCUCUUACUCCAGUUUUCAAAGCAGGGGGUUGCUGACUUGUAUGUGCAUGUUGCAAUAAUUUAAAACUUUACUUUGAAAAAGACCACCCAUUCAUGUGAUGUCACCACAGAGUCUAUUACAUAAUUAUUGAACAUUUCACAUUUGUAUUCAUUGUCCUUUAAUAUUCUCAUUUCACGGUGACAGUGUCAAAUCACACAUUAGCCUGUAAGACCUGAUGUCUGUUACUGUCUUAUUCUUGUUAAGUCCAUUGUGAAAUUUAAAUCUGAAACUAAAAAUAAAUAAACAGACAUUUUAUUUGGUCAAAUUUUGAGGCAGGAACUUUCAAAAUACAACAGCAACAAACGUGCACUACUAUCUUCCAGCAGAGGGCGGUGUUCCCAUAAAAAUCAUAUUUACAUAUUGCCUUUUGGAACCCUGUUCUCCUUGGUUCUUUCUCCCUUAAUAAUUGAGUGAGACAGCACUACCAGUAUGCUAAUUCCUCAUUAAAUGGAAAAUAAAGUCACUAGGAACUUUAAUAUGAACAGAAAUAUACUAAAGUUUCUUCAGAAAGUUUGACCAUAUAGAGGGAAUAAUCAUAAUAAACACUUUAUCUUGCGUGGGGGGUUUAUGAAUAAUUUGUUCCACCUGGCCGUCACCUGAUGCCACACAGAGAGCAAAGCACAAGCAGACACGCAUGGGAUAGAGUCUCUUUUAUAGGCGCUGUUUCUGGCUGGAACAUUCCACACUCAUCAGACAUUAGGUAGAGAUAUUGACUUUGGGAUGAAUUUCAUAGAUAUCAGUGUAGAUUUGUGGAUAAGAUGCUCGGGGAAUUACUCCUUGCUGCAGCCUGUGUGGGAUAACCUGAGGCUCAACUACACAGACUACAUGAGAUCUCCACUCUUCCCCAUCAUUCUGACCGUGUCCUCCUACUUUGUUCUGUGCAUACCUUUUCUUGCUUGUGACAUCAUGGGGGACAGGUGGGCAUGGGUCCAACAGUUCAAGAUCCAACCCAGCCGACGGCCAACAGCAGCCACGGUUCUGCACUGUUCAGGUGUUACUUUGUACAACCAUGUGUUCCUUGUGCUCCCAGCAUCAGUGGCCCAGUGGGUAUGGAGGCCACCUGUCGACCUUCCGGUCCAGGCUCCACUCCUGAUGGAGUUGAUCGCUGGAGUGAUAGGCAACCUCCUGCUCUUUGACUUCCAGUACUUCAUCUGGCACCUGCUCCAUCACAGGAUCCGCUGGCUCUAUGUCACUUUCCACGCCAUCCAUCAUAAUUAUUCCGCUCCCUUUGCUCUUGCCACGCAGUGUCUCAGUGGCUGGGAGCUGGUCACUGUUGGGUUUUGGACGACCCUGAACCCUGUGAUGCUGCAAAGCCAUUUUCUCACCACGUGGGCCUUCAUGGUGCUGCAUGUCUAUGUUUCUAUAGAGGAUCACUGCGGCUAUGAUUUCCCCUGGUCAACAAACCGUCUGGUUCCGUUUGGCAUCUACGGAGGAUCCAGCAGCCACGAUAUGCACCAUCAGAAACCUAACACCAACUUUGCACCACAUUUCAGCCACUGGGACAAAAUAUUUGGCACACAUGCAGAUGUCAGUACCUCCUCCGAUAGAAAAUAGAAAAUUAAACACUAAUGGAGACCUGCCUUUUUUCAUGUCUGUGUGUUCAUCUAAAUUUUUAUGAAGAGGGAGGAUUUAAAGGGCAAAAUGCUAUAUUUAUUUUCCUUUUCAUGUAAAUUGAGACAAUUUACUGUAACUUUAUUUGAAAAAUAACAUUGUUACAAGGUUAUCUGCAAAUCAGUUGAUAAGGUUUCAUAAAAUAACUGAUGCAUAAUCAAAAGUAAUACCUAAAAUGCCAGGUUCUUUACACUGAAAGUGAUCCUGACCUUUGACCUGUCCUUACAUUACCUUCUCCUUCAUGGAAUUGUCAUGUGAUUGUGUUUUUGAUGCAGACAAAAAUAAACUUGAUCUU
Messenger RNA from Solea solea (common sole), 2297 nucleotides. RefSeq names its product cholesterol 25-hydroxylase like 1, tandem duplicate 2 (gene ch25hl1.2). NCBI's taxonomy places the organism in Eukaryota, Metazoa, Chordata, Actinopteri, Pleuronectiformes, Soleidae. Gene Ontology annotation, biological process: cholesterol metabolic process; sterol biosynthetic process. The transcript has a single exon. Gene Ontology annotation, molecular function: C-4 methylsterol oxidase activity; iron ion binding; steroid hydroxylase activity. Bases 1112 to 1945 code for a protein of 277 amino acids. The record is from RefSeq and is a predicted model, not a curated record.